This is a messenger RNA of Pungitius pungitius (ninespine stickleback), 2503 nucleotides long. RefSeq names its product phosphodiesterase 12 (gene pde12). Gene Ontology annotation, cellular component: mitochondrion. The coding region runs from base 199 to 1983 and encodes 594 amino acids. The record is from RefSeq and is a predicted model, not a curated record. The transcript is spliced from 9 exons. NCBI's taxonomy places the organism in Eukaryota, Metazoa, Chordata, Actinopteri, Perciformes, Gasterosteidae. Gene Ontology annotation, biological process: nuclear-transcribed mRNA catabolic process, deadenylation-dependent decay. Gene Ontology annotation, molecular function: 3'-5'-RNA exonuclease activity.
ACUGCGCACCUAAACUAGUCAACCGACAACACCAAAGAAGAAAAUGUUCCACAGAAGAAGAAGCCUCGUACUGUUGAUGGACUGUUCGCAGUUAACGGACCGACUUUAGUUAAUGUGACGCGACUGUCAUUGACGUUAAACGGCUGGAGCUCCUGUGGGGUUUUGCCGUAAAGUGUCCUCACCCGCCGGGAGGGCUUCAUGUUCAACCACCUCUCCGCUGUCCACGCUCUGCUCCGACCCGCCCGCCUGCUGCUCGCCUCCUCACCGCGGUCCUUGACCGCAGCCCGCCGCCUCAUCCUCGGCGCGAUGGAGCCCGUCGCGGUGAGGUGUCUCCCCGGCGAGCCCAAACUCACCAUCUCCUUCCGCCUAGACGGGACCAAUAAGCAGAUGCUGCGGGACCAGGACGAGGCGCUGGGCAAAGUCCUGGCCCGGAUCACCAACGGCAUCGCGAAAAGCCAGGGGAAGGCGAAGAAGUCGAAGAAGAACAACAAGGGGCCGCCGCGGCAGAGCCCGGAGCCCGCCGCGGUGAAGCUGUACUACGAGGGGCAGGAGGUGUCCGACGCGGUGCCCAACUCGGAGGCGUGGCAGGACGGAGCCGUGCUGCAGGUGGGAGACGUUAAAUACGCAAUACGGAGGAACGCUCCCACGUUCACCGCCGCGGAGCUCCCGGUGUCCCUGUUGGCCGAGUUCCCGGUUUGUCCCAAUCUGGAGAUCGAGUUUGGAAAUCUGCAGGACUGCGAGUUCAUCUGGUUUAGAGAAAAUCCCCCUAACGCAAGCCCUGAAGCUUCUGGAGAACCGCCACACGGGGACGGCGGUUGGACGGAGGUCGGCCGUGGCAGAGUCCAUGUGCCUUCGAACCAGGACAUCGGCCACCGGCUCAAACUGCACUGCAUCCCCAAAGACGGCACACGCGACGGCCCGGUCGAGGAGCUGGUCUCAGCGGGGGCCGUGGAGGCCGGACCGGGCGUGUGCACGUUUGACAACCGGCACGCGUACACCCUCAAAGAGGCGGAGUGGCCGGCGGUGCGGGUGGUGACGUACAACGUCCUGGCCGACGUCUACGCUCAGACGGAGCUCUCCAAGACGGUGCUGUACCCGUACUGCGCCCCCUACGCCCUGCAGCUGGACUACCGGCAGAACCUGAUCAAGAAGGAGCUCGCCGGGUACAACGCGGACAUCGUCUGUCUGCAGGAGGUGGAUAAGGCCGUGUUUUCAGACAGUCUGACUCCAGCUUUGGACGCCUUCGGCCUGGACGGUGUUUUUCGGAUCAAGGAGAAGCAGCAUGAAGGACUGGCAAUGUUCUACCGCAGAUCAAAGUUCCAGCUGCUGAGCCGUCAUGACAUCGUGCUGAGGGAGGCUCUGACCUCUGACCCCAUCCACUCUGUGCUGCUGGAGAGGGUUUCAGCUAACAGCGCUUUGAUGGGAAAGGUACUGCAGAGGGCCACCGUCCUGCAGGUCAGUGUGCUCGAGGACCUGAACAAACCAAGCAGGAAGGUCUGCGUGGCCAACACUCACCUGUACUGGCACCCAAAAGGAGGGAAUGUUCGUUUGGUCCAGAUGGGUGUAGCUCUGCAACACCUGAGUCAUGUGAUCAACGAGAACGCACCUGGAGCCCCUCUACUCUUUUGCGGAGACUUUAACUCCUCCCCUAACUCAGGUGUGUUCCAGCUGCUCAGAGAGACAGCGGUUCCUCUGCAACACGAAGACUGGAGGAGCUCCGGUCCGGAGGAGUCCAUCAGCAUGGAGCUGCUCUCUGCUUUCCCCCCCCUGCUGAGCGCAUGCGGCCAGCCAGCCUACACAAACUACGUGGGAGGAUUUCACGGCUGCCUGGACUACAUCUUCAUCCAGCCGGACAGCAUGCAGGUGGAGCAGGUGAUUCCUCUGCCCAGCCACCAGGAGGUCACCACCUACGAGGCCCUGCCCAGCGUCGCUCAUCCCUCUGACCACAUCGCUCUGAUCUGUGACCUGCGCUGGAACCCCUGACCUUUUAACCUUUUAACUUCAAACUACCUGGACAAAAAAAACGUGUCACGAGUUGUUCCUUCAAAUACAUCCCGAAUUUUCUUUGAAUAUGGAUGAAGUGUCAGCCUUAAAAGACCUGCACGUUAACUUAAUAAAAUAUUUUUUAAAUUACAACAUUUAACUUUAGUUGACUGUUGUGAUGGAGUCCGUAUUGUAUAUUUAACAGUCUAAUCAUGAAAGAAUUCUAAUUACUGAUAUUCAGUGUUGGGGUUGUUAAUGGAGAAAGUGAUGCAUUGCAAAUUAUUAUUUUUCUUGAAAGUUAUUAUUUGUGUGAUACUCUCAACGGGAAAUGUAGUGCAUCAUUUUAGGUAAAUACUUAUUAAUUGCGGUUCAUAUUAACCAACAGAGGUAAUUUGACUCCUGUUGGUUCUUCCUCACUCUACAACAGAUAUUUAGAACACCAUUUAGUUCACAUGGACUUGUAUUUGCUCAAAUACUUGACAGGAUAAUAAAUGCAUAAGAUUUGACUUAUUUGUGGAUA